Aedes albopictus (Asian tiger mosquito) is the source of this 621-nucleotide messenger RNA. RefSeq lists its product as uncharacterized. The coding region runs from base 1 to 621 and encodes 206 amino acids. The record is from RefSeq and is a predicted model, not a curated record. The transcript has a single exon. Lineage: Eukaryota; Metazoa; Arthropoda; Insecta; Diptera; Culicidae.
AUGGGAUUCGAGCCCGGCAAAUCGGAUUCGCGCCUCUACGUGCGAAGAAACAAGGAUGGUAAGAUGUGCUUCAUAGUGAUUUACGUAGACGAUAUGGUCGUCUUCUGCCACUCAGAGCAGGAGUUCGAGGAGAUUCGAGUUAAGUUGGGGCAACAUUUCAAGCUGUACUCCCUAGGAGACCUUCGUCAGUUCCUCGGAAUCCACAUCGAAAAAGUCGACGGGCACUACACCAUGUGCCAAGAAAGCUACAUUGAGAAGCUGCUGGGAAGAUUUGGACACGGAGAUGCAAAAUCCUCGAAGGUACCGCUUGACCCCGGGUACAUAAAACAAAAGGAAGAGACAGCCCUGCCAACGAACACAUCCUAUCGUUCAUUGGUAGGCAGUUUGUUGUAUGUGGCGGUCAAUACCAGGCCGGACAUCAGCGUCGGGACUUCUCUACUAUGCAGGAAGGUCUCGAACCCCACCGAUCGUGACUGCACCGAAGCUAAACGUAUGCUGAGGUACUUAAAGGGGACGAAAAACUUGCGGCUCCAUCUAGGCGGCGGAUCUGAAGGCCUCGAAUGCUUCGUCGAUGCGGACUGGACCGGCAACGAAAGCGACCAGAAAUCGAAUUCUGGGUAA